AUGAACGAGAAGAAUGAUGAUAUUCCAACGGCUUCCGGUGAACAUUCUGUACAAUUCAUAUUACGACGACAACAAGUUCCAGGUGACGGUUCGUGCUUAUUUAAUGCACUAAAUUUUUUGAUCAAUGACGGAAAUUUUGAUGUUCACAAUGCUGACAACGCCAAUUUACAACUGCGACACCAAAUUGCUCAUAUUAUUGAAGAACAACCAGAUAUAUACACUGGUUCUGUGCUCGGGAGACCACCCGAAGACUAUGUACAAUGGAUUCGAAAUACUAAUAGUUGGGGUGGUGCUAUUGAAAUUGGUGUGUUUGCAGAGGCUUAUCAAAUAGAAGUCCGUGUUCUCAAUCUUACUACCGGUCGUAUCAUUCCAAUUGGGCCAUCAAAUGCCACUCGUUAUGCCUAUGUUACCUGGAAUAGGACUCAUUUUGAACCAAUAUACUUACAAAAUCUAUUUACUCAAAAUCGUACAGCUAUAUUUGAACGCGGCGAUUAUCUAUCAAACAAGGACGAACAAGUGAAAAAAAGGUUUCAUCAAAGCGUUAAACAGAAAAGUAGAACUGCUGUCGCAGCUUUGGUUAACCAAUGGCGAACACGUACAUUGACAGCACCAGUAAUCAUUUCAUAUAGAAAUGAUCAAGGCAACACGAUGCACGGUGCUUUCUUCGACCACUAUGUCAUCCGAAAUAUUACACAACAUAACACGGUACUAAUUCGAAAUCCAACCGUGAAUACGAAUCGCUUCAUUGCUUUUAUUGGCAGAACUCAUCAUAGUUUGACAUUGAACGGUGUCCUCAAUCAUAUACCUCAGGAAGCAUCAAUUGCUGACUCUGGUUUAUUAUUUAUUCCUGGGCACCCACGUAAUGCAGAAGAAACACAGGGGCUUAUGGAUCGAAAUGAAUUUGAAGAAGAUCUGUUCCAACUUGCUCGACUAAGGGGACAACCGAUAUUGGCGGUUUGUGGUGGAUGUUGGAUUCUCUGGAGAUUCUUUGGAGGAAGAGUUGUACCAGUUACUGAUCAUUCCUAUUCAAAAACACCGUCCAUUAAAAUAGAUGGUGAUGUUGCUUACAAUAUGCAGAUUCAUCGAAUUGAUAUAAAAGAAAACACCAUGUUAAGUCAAAUUAUAUAUCCGGUACAAAAUAUACAAUUUAUGGUCAACAGCGUUCACUGGGAUGCACCACAUGGUCCUGUUCCAGAUGCAUUAAUAGUGAGUGCUACAGCAGUACAAGACGCAAAAAUUGCUCCGCGUAGUCGACAGAGUCAUCGAAUGCGUCCGACAAACAACAGUAUCGAAGCAUUCGAAACCAUCCACGGUGCACCUGUAAUGGGUAUUCAAUGGCAUCCUGAAGCAUAUUACCCAGUAGAAGGUGUCAACGGUGAAUUUAACUCAGGUAUUGUUCAGUACAUGGUUCGAGCUGGUGAUGCAUAUCUUUGCAAGCGGCUUUUACUCGUGGAAUUCAUAGACAAUUUUGUGCCAUGGGAGGAUUACUUCCCAUUCAUUAUCACAUUGUCGCACAUUUUUAAGUAA
This is a messenger RNA of Adineta steineri, 1527 nucleotides long. NCBI's taxonomy places the organism in Eukaryota, Metazoa, Rotifera, Eurotatoria, Adinetida, Adinetidae. The record is from the annotation of a GenBank genome assembly.